This is a messenger RNA of Neolamprologus brichardi, 7263 nucleotides long. NCBI's taxonomy places the organism in Eukaryota, Metazoa, Chordata, Actinopteri, Cichliformes, Cichlidae. The record is from RefSeq and is a predicted model, not a curated record.
GAAGAUGUUGCUCUGGUUGUUAAAAUGGACAGUUUGCGUUCUCGGGCUCCUCACGACGAGCAACGCCUCACCUGACGACGCAUCGGUCGACUUCGGGGGAGAAUCCGGUUCCGGGAUGCUGCAAACAGAUGAAGUGAACAUCCUGCAGGAGCUUUCUUUUCAUAUCACAAACAGCAGUAAUGCCUCCAUGACUGUGGGUGAGAGCAAGUGUCCAGUCCUGCAGGUGGGACAGUACUCCACCUUGGCCCUCCCUCUGAGACAGAUCUUCAUCGAUGGGUUUGAAGAUGAGUUCAGUUUGCUGGUACAGUUGCAAAGUCCUCAGAGGGAAGAACGAAGUGUCUUCACUAUGCUCAGCCCCGACAAUCAUGUCAUGCUGCAGCUGCGGAUCAGUGCUCAUGCCAUCAUCUUCAUAGGAACGCAGCAGAGACACUAUGAGUUCCCGGUUAGUGGUUUGUCUGAUGGAAAGUGGCACCAUGUGGCCAUCAGUGUGGCUGCCAAGCGGCUCGCACUCUAUGUGGACUGCUCUCUGCUGGAGAGAGUGGACUGGGUUUACCACGGCAUGGGGAUCAGCACCGACGGCCUGCUCAUGGUUGGAGGAAUUAUCGAGAGCUUUGAAACUCCGUUUGAAGGUCAUCUUCGACAGCUGGCCUUCCUGAUGGGAGAUCCAGAUGCUGCCCAGCAGCACUGUAGCCACCACCCACCCCUCUGCAGUGUCACUGCCUCCAAGCCUCCCCGCUUACCACGCACCAACAACCCGCUGCAGAAUAUACUGUUGUCCUCAAAUGACCUGGAGAACCUGCUGGGGGAUCCAAAGGACAAGUCUUUUUUGAGCUUUGACCGAACUCUGAGCUCAAGUGCAGACAGACCCGCAGUGUCUCCUGCAGUCAUGCCCUACCAUGUUGGCUGGUACUUGCUCCUGGGAUGCCUAUUGCUGGAUUUAUUGGGGUUGCAUGUACAAGGUCAAAGACGACAGGAUGGAAAGAAUGCGUUCCUGCGACGUGAAAGUUCACGAGGCGACGGGACGGUCCCUUCUAGACCCAGUCAGAAAGGUUCAGUAGGUCGUGGGGGUGUCCUUUUGGUGGAUGAGGACACUGACUUGUUGGAUACGAUCUUCCAAAAUGGCAGACAAGUGAACCCACGGUUAAAACCUUCCAGAAAUGGACCUAAGGGAAGCCAGAAAGGGAAACCUGAACUAGCAUCUAAAAAUAUGGAGGAAAACAUUACCACAGAGAAGAAGAAAGAUUCUAAUGGGAGGACUUCAUCACUGUUUCCUGGAAAGCCUUCAGAUGAUAUAAUAGACCUGGACAUUGGAGGUUCUCCUAAGAAGCCCGCGCUAGGUUUUCCUGCAACUCCUAAGAUUCCUUCAGAUCCCAGAUCUGCCACAGAUUCUAGCAAAGAGACCACGACUAUUUCACCUUUACCUGAUGUCAAGGGGAGCUCCCACACCACGCAGAGUUCCAUACAGUUUGAUCGUAGACGUGAGCACAAAGGCAGACUACCAGAAAAAGGCCGCCCUGCAACUGUAGCCAUUGUGUCUAGAGAUGGAAACCUGGUUUUGGGCUCAGAUGGCAAAAUGUACCGGCUUCAGAGAGGCCCACCUGGCCGAAUGGGUCCACCUGGGCUGGAAGGUUGUCCUGGUGAGCCUGGCCUCCCUGGGUUUAAAGGUGAUAAGGGUAAGACAGGCCCUGAAGGAAGACAAGGAAAAAAGGGGGAGAGGGGACCUGCUGGACCGCCAGGUUUACCAACCCUCUACCUGUGGAGGAACACUGCUGAGGAAUGGGCUGCAUUCCAGCAAACCAGUUUCUACCAGUUGCUUGCUGCAGGUUGGCCUAGUAGAGAAGGCCCCACAGGACCACCUGGAGAAAUGGGCAGGCCUGGCAGACAGGGGCCACCUGGUGAACCUGGGGAGCGAGGAAGACCAGGGAUGCCAGGAGAGAUGGGGGAUCGUGGUCCUCGUGGCCCUCCAGGACGAUCUGGGACUGCAGGGCGAGAUGGGGACAAUGGGGAAGAUGGUCAGCCGGGGUCACCUGGUGUUCCUGGAUCACAGGGCCCGUGGGGAUACAGGGGGGAGCGAGGACCUAAAGGGGAAAAAGGUGAUGAGGGUCUUACUGGCCCAAGAGGUCCAAGAGGUGAAAUUGGUGAACCUGGCGAGAAGGGCGGAGCUGGUUUACCUGGUCCACAAGGCCCUGUUGGACCCCGCGGGCCUCAGGGGAUCCGAGGUGGCGCUGGGCCAGAGGGACCCCCUGGGCCUGAUGGGGAGAGUGGACUGGAUGGCCUCCCAGGUCUGCCAGGGCCACCGGGUGCACCAGGUGCCACAGGACGAGUUGGUGCACAAGGAGUUAAUGGCUCAAGGGGGGACAUUGGACCUGCUGGCAGUGUUGGCCUUAAAGGCCCACAGGGGCCUCCAGGUCUCGAGGGACAGAUUGGACCUCCGGGACUCCGAGGACCGCAAGGGCAUCUAGGAUUGACGGGUUCUCCUGGCCCCAAAGGAGAUCCUGGGCCUGUGGGGCCAGUGGGGGCCCGGGGGGAUCCCGGCUCAGAGGGACCUAUGGGUGCACCAGGGAGAAAGGGUGAUGUGGGUUUUCCUGGAAGAACGGGUAACAGAGGACCAGACGGGGAAAAGGGUGAUCCAGGAGCUAAAGGCGACAGAGGUAUUCAGGGGGCAACAGGCAUUAGCGGUCCUCAGGGCGAGAGGGGCCUCGUUGGAUUCCCUGGUUUCCCAGGAGCCAAAGGCCAGCCCGGCCCUAAAGGCACUGAGGGCAUCGAUGGCGAAACUGGCCUCCAGGGAAAACAGGGCAGCCGUGGGUUAAAGGGAAACAGAGGACCAGAUGGACGUGAUGGCAAACCAGGACCCAGGGGGAACAAGGGUUUGACCGGACAAAGAGGUCAUCCUGGCCAACCAGGCCCACCGGGUUUGCCGGGGCCACCUGGAACAGAGGGAGCAGAAGGAAAGCCUGGUACACAGGGUCCCUCAGGUGCAGCUGGUGUUGCUGGUACUAAAGGACCGAUGGGGUUUCAAGGAAUUCCUGGAGUGAGAGGAACAGAUGGUGCACCAGGUUCUGCGGGGCCAACGGGGAAGACGGGGCCUCCAGGCUCACCAGGACCCCCAGGAGAAAGGGGCGUCACAGGGAAGCCAGGGUUGGAGGGACCUCAGGGCCCUGUAGGCAUGUAUGGUAUCCCAGGAACUGUGGGAAUGCGUGGGCCAACAGGUUUCACAGGACCGAGGGGGGAGCCAGGUUUACGAGGAUUACCCGGUCCUGUUGGGAAGCCUGGACCUCCAGGUUUGCAAGGUCCUCCUGGAGAGAAGGGACCCCGAGGACCACAGGGUCGUCCAGGAGAUGACGGCUUCAAAGGGAUACAGGGUCCACAAGGUCCUCCAGGUCUACCAGGUCCUGAUGGGGCAAUUGGAAAACCCGGACCAAUGGGAAGCAAAGGGCCUCCAGGACUUCAGGGACCACAGGGGCAGGCAGGAAUCCCAGGUCCGCAGGGUGCUGAUGGAUUAUCAGGGGAACUGGGGGAAAGAGGACCUAAGGGUUUACCUGGAUUACCUGGAGAAGCAGGCCCCAUGGGACGGCAAGGACAGCAGGGUCCUCCUGGCCACACAGGAAUCGAGGGCCCACUUGGAAGGAAAGGAGACCAGGGGGAUUUAGGACCUUGUGGGAAACCUGGUUCUAAAGGGCCACCAGGAGAAAGGGGACCUCAGGGGGAAAAAGGCCUACAAGGACCAUCUGGACCAGUCGGUAAAGAGGGGGAUGUUGGACUUCCCGGUGAAGUUGGAGAUCCUGGACCCAAGGGGGAGAAGGGUGAGCUGGGACCUCUUGGUUUGUCUGGUCGAGAGGGUCCCUGGGGACCCCUCGGAGAAAAUGGUGACAGGGGUCCAAAGGGGGAGAAGGGCCACUUGGGACUGAUGGGUGAACCAGGACUGAUGGGUGAACUAGGCCCUGUGGGCCUGCCUGGGUUACUGGGAAUGAUAGGUCCUCCAGGACGUCCAGGUCCCGAUGGACCUCAGGGAGAGAAGGGGAUAAUGGGGUCACGUGGUGUCAGAGGAGAUCCUGGGAGGCUCGGACCACCUGGUCCAGUAGGACAUGCAGGACCAAAGGGACACGAGGGAAGUAAAGGAGAACCUGGGGAACUGGGACUCAAGGGAGAGCCAGGACCUCCAGGCCCACCAGGGGAGUCGGGCGAUGAUGGUCUUCCAGGAAUUCAGGGUCCUGAGGCUCUGCCGGGGUUAGAGUCAGGACUCAUUGGCAUCCCCGGCUUACGUGGAGAGUCAGGUGAUCAAGGUCAAAGGGGUGAAAAGGGUGACAAAGGAGACAUGGGACUGCCUGGACUACCUGGAGUUGAUGGCGUGAAGGGUAUCCGUGGUCCUGUUGGAUUGCCUGGUCCAGAGGGUCCAAAAGGGGAACAGGGAAACAUUGGUCUGCCAGGGCCCAGGGGCAUGUCAGGGAUGCCUGGAUUGCCUGGUUUGUUUGGAUUAAAGGGAUUGAAAGGCUACCAAGGUCUGCCUGGUCCACCUGGCAAGAAGGGGCUGCCGGGUCCACCUGGCAUUCCCGGACUUCCCGGAAAGUCACUGAACAUGACCUUGUCUCAGCUCAAGGACCUCAUGUACAUGUCAGAUAAGCCCAACUACCUUCUGAUCCAGACGUUGCUGGAUACUCUUCAGGAGGAGCUUCGGCUGCUUUUGGAUCCUCCUGAUGGCAGCAAAGAGCAUCCAGCUACUACCUGUCUGGAGCUCUGGCUCUGUCACCCUGAAUACAGCAGUGGAAUGUAUUACAUUGACCCCAACCAGGGCAGUCCUGCCGAUGCCCUGUUGGCUUACUGCAGCUUCUCUUCCACAUCAAAACAGACCUGCCUUCAUCCUCAAGACUCUCAGCUGCCAAUGAAAGCUUGGAUGGAAGACUUUUCCGAGGAAGGGUCUUUUCAGUGGCUCAGCAAGCUGGAUCAGGGAUUUCAGUUUUAUUAUCAAGGUGCUAAUGUGGUCCAGAUGCGCUUUCUGAGAUUGCACAGUGGCACAGCUGUACAGAAGGUUACCUACUCCUGCCAUCCAGGACACAGACUGGGCCCGGCCUACCGAGAUGUCAAAUUCCUCACUGACUCAAGGACACAAAGUUACCUCGGAGCAGUUCAAGAUUGUGUGCCUGGAGAGGAGAUGGAGUCUGGUCCUCGGGAGUCUGUGCUGGAGUUUGAGGACCUCCAUCUCCUUCCUCUGAGAGACGUGGCACUGAUGGGAGGAGGAAACGCGACAUACCAGUUUGGCCUCACUGUUGGACCUGUAUGUUUCAGCUAGAGGUGGGAGAAAACUGUACCAUCCCGGAAGACUCUCAGGUCCAGGACACAAACUCUCUUUAAAUCAUGGACAAGUGGAACCUUCCAGUCUGUGAAGUUUUUGCUUCUUUAUCCUCUAGUGUUGGAGGAUUUUAUCCCUCAAGUUCAGUGACUUUGUAUGACUGAAUCUUUGAGGCCAAUAGUGUCCCCAGGCUUUUUUUUCACGGAGAAGGCAAUUUCGUUUACAGAGACAUUAAAUAAUUUAAGUGUAUGUUUUUUUGUUUUUUUUUUACAAGCAUCCUUUAUACAGUGUUUUGUUUUUUGUUAUGCAGUCAUGCAGGGAUAGUGUUACAGCUUGCUCACUGUAUAUAUAAAACGUCAGACUGUCCUAACUGAUGUCUAUAACAUUGUGUUCUUUACAGGGACACGGCUUCUGGUGUCCCAUAGGCCUGUAAAGCUCUCACUGUAAAUCCACUAUUCUAGUACUGUAAGACAACCUAGGUGUCAUUUUUCUCAAGGUGCUAAUUUUAUUCAAAAGACCACCAUUUAUUUAAUACAAAAACCAAUAGAAAGGGACAGUUAUGUUACUUGAUUUUACCUGUCUGUUGUCAACAAGACCAACUGUCUUCAUCUCUUGAAAUACAAAUUAUUGUUUAUUGUUUUCAAUGUUUAAUGUUGCUAUGUUUUUUUUUUUGUUUUCUUUCUUUAAAUUUGUCUCAGGUAUGACUACACAUGUUGGCACUGAAUCCGAUGUUGCCACUCUGUUGUCCAGUUUUGUAGUUUGGCCUUUAAACCAAACCUAGAAAAUCUUGAUUUCAAACAUUGGAUAAAUACACAUAAUCCAACAGUGAUUUGCUAAUGGUAAAUGAAAACACAAUAUGUGAUUGUCCAUCCCUCAUCUUGUAGCUAGAGAUACUCACCAGAGAACUAAAUGUGAUGCAGCACGAGAAAAGACCAAGUAUCAUGGCUGUGCACAGAAACAGCCAAGGAACAACCAGACUUUCUAAUAUUUUCCAUGUUUAUGAUCACUGCCUGCAAAUAUCUCUCAAAACAAUAUCUGUGAAAUGCAUUUUAUUCAAGAGUUUAAUAUGCAUAACUUUGCAUAUAAGCAACACACAGUUUUGGCCCACAUGCUCAUCCAGCAAAGCUCUCGGCUGCAAGGGGAAAAUCCUCACUCAGCACAGCCAUAUGGGGUGAGCUGGCCACCCAGCCAGUGAAAUGUCAUCUCAGUUGUGGGCAAAAGACCUGCAACUGACAAAUAAAGGCUAUCUCAUCUCAUCUCAAAUGUGGCCCUUUAGCAAUGCUGGUGGCUUUUCUGACUUGUGGCAGUAACGCUGUGUGGCUUGUGAUCCAUUGGCAGUCGCUACAAGUGACUGUUAAUCUAUUUGCAUCAUUACUGAAGUAGAAUAAUUUACAGAACGGAUACAAUUUCUAAUAGAAAAUAAAGAUAGAUAAAUGUUUUUGGAUGCUAAUAUAGAAGUUUUUAAAUUUUAGGAAACCAAAACCUUAAAAAUCUUGGACAAGUGUGUAUUUCUCCACAGCUGAAAAUAGCUGGAAAAAAAGUAAUCAUUAACUCCAGAUUCAUUUGUGGUUGUACAUAGUAUCAUGGUGGCGUAAAAACUGUAGCGCCCGUAUGUCUCAGGUAAUUCCUCAAAGUUUUUUUUCUAACAGAAUUCCACUUCAGUUUAGAGAAAAGCAUGACUGGUGUAAUGACAGUUCUUCUUUUGGCUGCUUAGGUGUCACCCCAGUGGAUCAUCUUCCUCCAUCUCUAGCCCUCCUGUCACAGCAACCCUCUGCAUGUCCUCCUCCACUAUAUCCAUGAACCUCCACUGAGGUCAACUUCUUUUCCUCCUGCCUUCAGGAGCAUCUUCAACAUCCUUUGUCCUGUGGCCCUCCUUUUCACAUGUCCAAAUCAUCUCAACCUCACCUCUCUAACUUUGUCUCCAAACCGCUCAACCUGAGCUAUCUUUCUGAUGUACUCAUUUCUAAUCACGUCCA